GAUUGAAUCAUCCUCGCCAGAGCUGGAGGCUGCAGAGCGGAGCGCGCUCAGUCCGGCACCCACACUGAGGAAACUCUCCGGGAUAACGCGUCCUGUCGGGACUCCUCUGGGACUUUUACAGGGACACUAGCUGCUCUCUUUCCAUCCACCUGGACCCCCUUGGCUCGCUUAGCAGAUCUCAGACCAGCUCUUGGGGUGAAAGGUCGGAGGGCCCCGUUCAGGCCUGACUGCAGCGCUCGGUGAGUGUGAUGAUGGGCAAUCUGAGGCCCUCAGACAGGGACAAAAAAAAUCAAAUCAGUUUAGAUCUGAUUACCAUGCCAAACCUAAUUUAACUUUUUAGCCUUUUUACAUAUCAGUCAGGGCUUUUGAUGGUUAAAAUAAUAAAGUUAGGAAAAACUUUCUGUGCGCACAAGGGCAUGUGAAAGUCAAGACAUCUUUGAUGGAUGGGUUUUCCUUUUAGACCUGAACACUGUAGAAGAAGUUAAAACCUGCAGAAUGAACGCUGCAUUAACCAUCCUGGAGGUCCUUUAGUUUGCUAUUAAGACACCCAUUUCUGUCUUGCGGUUGCAGAAUAAGCCUCGCUCCACAAAAAUGUCUGCCCUAAAAGAUGAUCAUGUAUUGCUUUCAUUAUGAAGAGACGACUACAGUCGGUCUAAGAGUCAAGCAGCCUGAGGAUGUGUAAAACAAAGUGUUAUUUGUUUGGCUGCUUCAUGUCCUUAAAUUACAAGCUGAAUACAUUCAUAUGGAUGAAUUUUAAAAAUUCUAAGUUUUGAUUAUGUCGGUGAUCAUAGUCACAGAGUUAGAAAACAGGGGUUUGCUUUUGAGACAAUGAGAACAAACGACAUUGAAUAAGCAUCUAAUUUCCUAAACUUUAGCAGAAAAAUAAACUUUUCUGAUUGUGAAAUAAGUGAAAAAUUAGUUCAAAAUGAGAAACUGUAAACUCUGAAAGGCCAUGAUAUUAAAACAGAAGCAUAAACACUCUGAACUCAAAGACUGUAAAUCCAGAGUGAUGUAUGUGCAGAGUGUGUGAACAGGUAGAGAUUAUUUUUGUAGAAAAAAAAAGUACUUCUAAGGAUUUUUGUUUCCUGUUGAAAUGUUUCUGCUUUGCAUUAGCGGAUCUGUUUUAAAGGGAACACAACAGCCCCAAAACAAAACAUAAUGAAUGAAUGAACACAUUGGCAAGGAAAGAUUGAUCUUUAAAAACUGACUGGAAAAGUUCUAAAUUAUGUUAUCAUCAAUGUAUUAGGAUUUUUGAUCAAAACCCAUUAGGCCUCUCUACGCCACGACUUGUCCAACAGGUGAAAAGAAGAGUAGUAGGAGUUAGUAGUCACAGUAGAAGUUUUAUUUACAGUCAAUGCAGUCUGAAUAUUCAUAAAGAGAUUUUCCGUAUCCGAUUUAAUGACCUCAUAGAGUUCAUACUUGAACAUUUGAUAGAGUAUAUCUGAUCUCUGCUGUGAAGGAUCUGCUUCAAAGUCUGGACUAAACCAAACAUGAGACUCUGAUCAUGAUUGUCUGUCUGCAGUUUGAUAGUUGUGACUUUCAGUUUGAUCCCACCCGACCCUGAAAAUACUCUCAGCGAAUGAAAACUGUAUUCAUGUCUGAUUUUUUCAGCAAAUUGAUUCAGUGACGACCACAAACAGGCUCCAGGAGAAAAUAUUGUAUUUUUUUAUACGUCAUCAGUUUGUGACCACUGGAAAGGCCAGUUUAUCAAAAUACCAUGUUUGAUAAGAUGGAGUUUUUCACUGCUGAAUAGAAAUAAAUGCAAAAGUCAGAAAUCAAACAUUUGAAUUCAGUUCUCUUAAACAAGACAGAUAUUCAGCGUGAGAACCUUGAUAAUAAAAGAAGUAAUAAGAAAAGAGCCAUUGAUACAGGUGGAGUAAUUUAAUGCUUAUGGAUAAUGAAGAGCAUGAACAUGAGAAUUAACAAACAUCUGACAGUGACAGUCUUUCUACUUGAUGAUCUUUUAUUAAAGUAGAAGAUAUGAAGCCCAUUACCACAGCAGUCACAUCUUAUCAUUCAAAAUUUGCCCCCCUCAUUACCAGAACUCCCACUUUCCUAAGCUGGUCUUGUACCUCUACUAACUGCUGUCAGAGUGCUUUGACCUUUUCAAGUCUUUAUCAUUCACAUGCUGACUCACAAGUUUGUGCAUUUCUGUGUUUAUUCAGUCCAACAUUUGACAAUGCUUCUCCAAGUCAAACCAACAACCUACCUGGCUUAUGUUAGCUGGCUUCAAGGGCCGAUUUCUUACAAUGCAAAGUGCAACUACAGCAGUACACAUGGCAGUUUUUACUUACCUGAAGAGAAAAGGAGGUGACAUCAUGGCAUACAAGCUUGUUGUGGUGUGCUGUGGUCUGCAAUAUUGCAGGAAACAUGCAACAAUUAAUCAUUUUAUCCUCUCAAACAUAACCAGACUCCCUAACGUCCAGACAUGUGUACUUUUUUUUCAGAACUACUUUUCUCUCAAAAGUUCUGUCCACACCAAAAGCAUUCAUAAAUUAUUUCUCUGUCUGCAGAAACAGUUGAAAGCACAUACAUCAGCAUACUGGGACAGACUGUAGCAAAUGUGUUGUGUAAGUUGUGUGCAUGCAUAUUAAGUGUCCUCUUGAGCAAGCGGUAAUAGUCAACAAUGUAAUUUGAACUGCGAAGGAAUCAAAUAAUUACAGGGUGUAAUAUAUUCAUCCUCCCUCCAUAUAAUGAUGAUAUCAGAGGUAUUAUUAUAAACAUGCAAUUAAACCUGACAGAGGUCAUCUUGGAGCGUACCCUACUCAGCAAUUGCCAUGCACAAGUGGAGUCACUGAUGUGUGGUUUGCAAAAACUUUAAUUGUUGCUGUCCACAUGGAUACCUUUUCAAAAAUAUUCACAUGUAUGUGCGGACGGGGGCUGAGAAAAAUCACAUCAGUAUUGCAGUAUAACACAGUAUUGCUUUACAACAUGAGCAUGAUUACAUUACUGAUCACAAACAAUCUAACGAAACAUCACAAACAUUUCAGUUUUUCACUUUGUUUUUUUUUUUUGUUUUUUUGACUCUUUGCUCAUAUUGUGAGUUUGGAUUUCAUCAGUUUAUAAUUCAACUUUGUUUGUUUAGUUUUUACUAAAUAGAAGUAGUAACUUUGUGUUUUUUGUUUGGUUUUAGUUUCAGUAUUUUAUCUUGGCUUUAGUCUGACACUGCUGGGAGAUGAGACACAGGAAAAUGUUUAUCAGACAAACACAACUAUAUCCUGUUAAUAAUCAAUACACAUGACCAGACAGAUAACUUAGAGGGACUACUCCAUUAAAUAAAGACCAAGGCAGUCAUGUGACAUGAUCAUGUGACCGCCUACUGAACAUUAUCAGGCUGCUGCUUCCUUCAACUUCAUCAAAUCUAUCAGACAAUCAGAGACCUGCUGUUUCACUGUUCGUGAUGGUGAUUGUUUGUUAACCUCCAGGUGAAGACAGGAAGCAUCUCAUGUUGAUUAUUUACCCUGAACUGACCCCAACCAAGUCACGUAGUUUUUGGCUUUAUUUGUGUUUAAAGUUAAAACUGGAUGAAAGUCACUUUUCCAAUCAAUCAGUUAUGUAAAUUUACUGUAUAUGUUUAAAGUUUUACAGCAAGGAGUCAAGUUUCAAACACAAGAAAGCUUAGAAAUGUGAUUUUUUUUCCUACAACUGAACACUAACAAGAUCUUUUUAGGCUUGAUAAUAAAAACAAUGACUGAAUAAUCUUUUUCUAACUAUUACUUAUUGAUGAGGGGGGCCUUAUAUAACAUUAAAAAGUAAUGGCUGCCUUUAAGAAAAAGAACUUUUUAGUGUUUGCUUGGUUUGCAUGAUUUCAUCACACAUAGAUUUCAGUGCUUUGUAGAUAAACUGAUGUAAAAGGAGCCUGAAUGUAUGUAGUAACUGUUGAAGAGGCUGAGCAGAGCGGUGCAGAGCAGUCGGUUUAAAGCUCCCUGCAGAUGAAAGACACAUUCCUACUCUGCAUGUCGCUGUGUUCCUCAGACUGAUCCCAGCUGGGACUGGCUCUAAUCUCCUGGCAACAAUAUUGACAUAGAAAUAGAAGCUCUGACAGAAGGGGACAGAGUCUGAAGCUGUCAGGACGGCACAUACACCUGCUGAUCACACACUCUGUACAUGUAUGUUCUGUGUAAGUCAGACACAUGCAAACAAUUCAAAUUCAAUUCAAACAGGAACAAAUUUAGGAAAAAAUGACAAUUCUCUGAUUAGUGCUGGCUUUGUGGCAUCUUUACGCUAUCAGGACUCAGAAAUGUAUCCAAGCUUGGAGGAAUGAUCAUCCUAACCCAUUAAAAAAGGUUUAAAACCUCAGAGUGAAAUUCUAAGUAUCAAAUUGGCCCCUUUGGUGACACUUCAGGCAUCAAUGAUCUUUCUCUAAAAGCAGACAGUCGUGUCCUUUUUCUGUCUGAAACACCACAGUUUGGUUUGUGGUGGCUUUAUAUUCACUUUUAUUAGACCUGAUUGAUUUUGAAAGUUUUGGUUUGAUAUGACAAAAAUAAAAAAUGACAAAGUCUAUAAAAACAAUCUCCCGCAGGAGUCCACGUGGAAAAUGCGAUAGCCACAUUCCUGCUAGAGAGUCUUUUUAUUGUCCAAGCAAGUUCAAGCUGAGAACUCUGUACCGAGUCAUCAUAUUUUGCAUCAAAAAAUGAUGUCAUGGUAUCUUAUGCACUGUGAAAUUGGAGAGAAAAGGGUGCAACAGCUGGCAGCUGUGAUGAGGCUGCUGUAGUUCAUUGUUUGCAUAAUCUUGUUGUAAAAACUCCAAAAUAAAAAACCAUAAUAGGCGGAGUGCAACUGUCAAUGAGUUCAUGUUAUAUCGAUUUUAGUGCUUAGAAGAGAUAAUUAACACAUAAUACCCAUUCCAUCUGAUUUUGGAGUGGCCAACCAGACUCUACGGGUCUAUGGCCACUGCUGGAUAGGUCUCUGAGGCCCGACUCAUUUUCCAUUUUUGAAAAAGCUCUACAAUUUUUUCUAAGUUUAGGUUUUAAAAUCUAUGAUGAAAACUCUGACAUGGUUUCAAAGCUUCAGUUUUCAGCUGUAGUCAACUGUGUCGGAUCAGAACUUAACUGAUAUGCAGACGAUGGUUUAAUAUACCUGUGUGUAUGUGUUUUGUGUUCUUGACUUUCUGUGUGAAUGUCUAUACCAAUUAUGACAGAGAUCUUCUGUCUAAAUCUGCCCACUUGUCUGUUUUUCUCUAAAACAUCACUCUCUUUUUACCUCUCAGUGUCAGACUCUUCCAGUCAGCAGUCUGCUCUCUUGUGAAUCUGGUCCUGUUCGAGGUUUCAGUCAGUUUUCUUAGCAAAGCUGCCACAGCUCAGAGUUGUUCAACAGAAACAGAUCAUUUGCAUCUCUUUAUCUCCAUCAGUCUUGCCCCUAACCAGGAUGUUUUUUCCUUCCAGGAUCCUCCUCACCGUGACUUCCCCUGAUCCAGAUCCAUCUUCAACCAUGACAACCAAAUCCACCAGUCUGGUUCUGGGUGGGAAGGCCUCCUCAUCCCCCCUCCUGUCCUCUCCACCCUGCCAGCGUCUGGUCACCAAAGAUGGACACUGUGCCCUUCAGCCGCCUCAGUACCCCUCAGGGUCCUGGAGAGGAGCUCUGAGCAGAGCCUGGCUAAUGGCCUUGCAGGACCUGUGGGGUCUGUUAGUUGGUCUACGCUGGAGGUGGGUCCUGCUGGCUUUCUGUGCAUCCUUCCUGGCUCACUGGCUGCUGUUUGCCUGCCUCUGGUACCUUCUUGCCCAUCUGAAUGGAGACUUGGCUGUGCAGGACCAUGACGCCCCACCACAGGGGCACGUGGUCUGUGUGAAGCACAUUACCAGCUUUACUGCAGCUUUCUCUUUCUCCCUGGAGACCCAGCUGACCAUUGGAUACGGCACAAUGUUCCCCAGUGGAGACUGUCCCAGUGCCAUCGCUUUGCUGGCUGUGCAGAUGUUGCUAGGGCUGAUGUUGGAGGCUUUCAUCACAGGUACAACUCUCCUGCAUUUAAAAUCACUGUGCUUUGACAUUUCUAUUUGAAAGAAUUUUUUUCUGGGGACACUGUAUGCUUUAUACUCUGUCUACGAAAAAAUGAAGAAAUUUCAGCUCUGGAUAAAAUAUGACAUCUGCUGGUUGACACUCAGUAUUGCACUUCUUAAGAAGGGAUGAAUCCAAAAUGGUUGGUUAUUUUCAAUGUGGUUUCAAAGCUGUAAAUAUUGUUUUUUUGUUAAGUAAACAUGUCAUGCUGAAACUGCUAUUUCACCUCUCUGAGAGUGGCAAAAGUACUGUGAGGCGGCUGUAUCUUAGCUUCAGUUUGAGACUUGUCAGAGCUUGAUAUGUAACAAUGACCCCAAAUGUAACAACUGGUUGAUAAUAUGACAAGAUGAAAACAUGAUAAUGUUUUCCCCAAAAUGUAGCAACCUGUUACAUUUUGGGUCAGUUAUUACAUUUAGGGUUUUAUUACAUUGUUCAUAUUACAUUUCAGGCUCAACUAUUUUGUUACAUUAGUGACAAAUUAUGACAUUUCUGGUUUUAUUACAUUUUUUAACUACAUUUCAGAUCAUUAUUACAUAUCAGGCUCCAACAAGGCUACUGUGAGAACUUUGCAGUUUUCUAUAAAACUAAACAAACUUAGUUUAGACAAGUUAGAACAGUUUUCUUUUUUUUUUUUGCUUACUGAUUGUCCAACUGGAAAUCAAUAAGCAAACUGAAAAACAAACCAGGUGAAAGAUUUACAUGUACAUGAUUCACAAGUACUGGCACCAAGCUCAGGUUGUGGAGUAGGUUUGACAUUAAUCAUGGUCUCAGUUGUUUACCAUAAUAAAGAACUUGACCCAGUGUACUCCAUGUCCUCUGGCAGUGUUGUGCAUGGACACGCUAAAAUGAACAGGUUUAUUGGACCUGAUCAUAUUUGGAUGAUGAGCUAAUUGGCUCGGUUUACAACUCCUGAAUAAGAAUUUCAGUGAACAGCUGCUCACAUUUAGAGUCAGAUCCAGGCACCUUGAAUGGAGCAGGUGCCUGGAUCUGACAUCUCUUGCUGCUUUUUCCACGAUUGCUUUGCAACCCAUCGCCACCCUACCCCCUGAGUUUCUUUGUCUGCGUCUGUGUCACAUGGAUAGUCACUAAUGUUGGCUCUGACUAAAAUUACAGUUAUGUGUGUUUCUAAGUUUUCAAAACUGCAGAUUUUUCCUAUAUUUAAUUGGAAAAUUGUUCUCAAAUGGGAUCCUUCCCUCUGUAGAAUAAUAUAAUUCAUUUAGGAGAUGUCAGUGAAUGAGUGUUAAGAAUUCAAGCUAAGGAGGCUCUGCUGACAGGUAGUUUAGGUGGUUAAAAAAAACAGAAUGUGAGGUAGUUUUUCUUUCUUUUUUGAAACAUGAGUUCAAACUUUCAAAGAAGUGAACAAUGAGCCUGGACUGGUUUAUUUUAAUACAAGAGAACUGAACUUUAGUGUGAACUCACAGCACUGUGUAAUGGUGGUGUGUCAGUAGCCCAGAGAGUAAUUACAAACAUUACUGUACAUUAAAUUUAUAGAUGUUGGAUUGUUUGGAGUGUGGGGCUCUAAAAGAUCUUCCCAUUUUACCACUUGGUCAGUUUUAAGAGUUGCUUUGCAUUAGGUAUUACAACCCUCUGUUUUUGCACAUAAGCCAAGAUUUGCAACACUUGGAGACUGUUAUGUGCUUCUGGGACAGUGUUGUAUAUUUGUAGAUAUAGAUAUUGUAGAUAUUGCAGUGUGCUGAAAAUAAAGACAGCACAGGAAGUCCAAUAUUCCUCUCAAUGCCCCCCUCUUUCUGAUUAAGGUAAAGUUAUAACAUGCUAUCAUCCAUCCAUUCAUCCAUUUAGUAGGUGCAGUUCUCUGUCUAUAGAUUUUAAAAACUGAUAAAACAGCAGAGGUCUUUGGGGCUAGACAGAUCCAAAUAAGUGAACAACACAUACACAACAUAAAAAACAAUAGUGUGUAUUAUUAUGGGAUUUUUUUUUUUACACACAACAAAUAUUCAAACAUUUCCAAACAUCUUCUCAUUGUAUUUUUAUAUCUCUUUUUCUCUCCUUUAGGUGCUUUCGUAGCCAAGAUUGCUCGUCCUCAGAAGAGAGCAGGAGCUAUCCAAUUCAGUCCCCAGGCCGUGGUGGGGAAACAUCAGGGCCAGGCAUGCCUCAUGAUCCGAGCCACCAACCUGCUGCAGCGCCCUCUGGUGGAUGUAAAGGUGAGUGCUGUGCUCUAUGAGGAGCAUGAAGGCCAGGCCCUGCAUCAGACCUCUCUGGACUUCUACCUGGAUCAUCUGGGCCAACAGCCUUGUCCCUUCUUCAUCUUCCCUCUCACCUUUUACCACCCUCUGGAUCGUCGGAGCCCCUUGUACCCCGCCCUGUGUGAGGGCAUGUCCAACCACUUUGAGCUGGUGGUCUUCCUGUCUGCAUUGCAAGAGGGAACUGGGGACGCCUGUCAGAAGAGGACAUCCUACCUUCGCCAGGAAAUCCAGUUUGACCGUCGCUUUGUCCCUGCUUUGGGGCUGGAUGCUCGAGGGAGAUACAUAGUGAGCACUCAGCACUUUGAAACAGCCCACUCAAAAGAACCUUUGAGUAAGGACUGUGUGGUUCAGAUCAAUGGGGACGGCAGUGACCGGAUGGAGUAAGGCUGCAGAAAAGGAGUCUUACAAGGAUGGCAUGUAAGAAAUAACUUUGGGGGGUAACAGUGGGGCAGAUAAUGUUAUUAUGAGGUACUUCACAUAAUUGGUAAAUCUGAAUUUAUGUUUGAAAAUGUUUGAUUGGAUUAUUCCAGAUAUGAAAGCUGCUGCAAACUCCUUCAGAUCCAACUUCAAUCAGUUUGACCUUUGCAACAAAAAGGGCAUGAUACACCUCUUACCUCCAACUCCAUCAGAUUAUCAAGUCACGCUCAAUGGAAACUCAAGUAAAAGCUUGAUAAGCACGAUUUGUUCCGUUAACCAAUGACUCAGUUCAUGAAAUAUCAUAGUCUGUUUUUAACUGGAGCUCACAAUCUGUGGGCCCUUAGCAAACAUGCCAGCGUUGAAGCACAAAUGCUAAAGUGGAGACAAGUAAAUCCUAAAACGUUGGGAAAUUAAGUUAAUAGGGAUGUCCUAGAAACUGCUGGUGUUGGGGCUCAAGUUGGUUAUGCCUUUAGUUUGAUAACAAAACAACAAAAAGGACAUUUGAUCUGUUAAAACCACAAGGAGGACUUGCUCUUUUUCAGCUCCACCUUCUGGUCCAGAUAUGGUCACUUUUGAGUGAAGAAAACCAACAAGGCAACAGCAUUGUUGAGGCUAAUCUGCUUUGAAAAUGGUAGUAGUCACACCAGUGAUUUGGCUACAUUGACAGAUUGAUAAAACUUAUUGGUGUUGACCAAGCAGCAACUUUUUUGGGCUUCAUUACCCUUCCUCAGAGCCUGAUGGGUGACAUUCCAGGGAUUUUGUCCAUGUUUGAUAUAGGAUAUGGCACAAACAUCUUACAGUGAAGGCUGUGAUUGUAGUUCAAGUCCUUAAACCAAUAAUUGACAUAAUUUCUUCAACCACUUCAGUCUAUGUCUUCUUUGACUAUUUCAACAUUGGCUGAUAUAUGUAUACGGCCAGCACCAUGCAGGUUAUUUAAACUAUCACUAUGAACAUCUAGGAUAUAAGCAUGCUAACAUUUGGUAAGCGCCACACAAAAAAUAAGGCUGAGGGACUGGUUACCCUAAUGAUGCAUCAAGGUGUGUUUUACAUGACAGUGGCGUUAAGAUUUCCCACCAUAUGACCAAUCAGUUUUAUGUACAGGAGGAUAAAGCCCUGCAAAAGUGAUGUUUGAAUAAAAACGCAUGUAAGAUAGCUGAUGAAAGUGCAAAAAGAAACAUAGUGACUACAGUGCUUUGUCUGUUAUUCUGUUUAAAGGGCAUUCAUGUUGCUUUCACUGACCUUCUCUGCUGAUGACAAGAGACAGUACUGACGGAUCAAACUGUAAACGAUCAAUACGAGCUGUAAAUCACAGAAAACAUCAGAUUCUGUCAGAGUUAAGCUGCUAAAUGGUUAUUCAUCGAACAAAGACAUUCAUCUCCAAUGUUAGUCUGACCUGUUGCAAAUGCAUCAGUAGUGAUGGAUAGAAUGAUAGCUAUUGAUUGAUUUGAUUAAUGAGUUUAUUCUUCAAUCGAGGCCUGAAUCAGUAUGAAGAGCAGAAAUGAAUGUAAUAUGUUCAAUUUGUAUGAUAAUAAAUGUCUGUAGAUUUAUGGGAGAAAAAUAGUUGUAGAAAAUGUUUGUUUUUGGAGUAUUAUAUAUUAUAAUAUAAUUUCAAUGCUGUUGAUACGAAGAGAAUCACUGUUAUCUUCAAACAAAUCAUGUUUCUGCAGAGAGGAAAUGUUCCACUGACUGUGAUUUUGGAUGGUGAGGUGUCUCACAUGUUUGAGGCCUUUGUACAGUGUACAUUUUAUGAAAUAAAUAUUUUCUAAACAAGCUGAACUGGAAA
Molecule: messenger RNA, 10398 nt
Organism: Xyrichtys novacula (pearly razorfish)
Lineage: Eukaryota; Metazoa; Chordata; Actinopteri; Labriformes; Labridae
Source: the annotation of a GenBank genome assembly